UUUAGAUUAGAGAAGGAUUUAAACAAUGAGGAUAUGAAGAAAGCCGUGCUAUGUUUUAGGCUUCUUGUAGCUUUCCUUUAUUACGACAAAACCAAUGUUUUCUUUUCGACAUAUGUGAUGCGUCUUGGAAAAUGACUGACGCCUUCAAAGACACUCACUGAAGAUAAUAAUUGGUAUUCAUUUCUACCACGUUGGUGCAAUCCCACAAUUUCUGUUUCGUCUUUUUCUUUUUUUUUUUGUGGACACGAGUUUUUUUAUUGCAACGCUAUGAAGAUUUUUUUAAUACACGUAUAUUUAACUCAUCCCCCCCCCUCUUUUUUUUUGCGUAAAAUAAAUCUUGGUGUAUAACAUGACAGGCUCAAGUUAAGCGUAAACAAGCUGUAGUCAUUCCAAAAGCGCUCAGGUACGCAAGAUCAAAUGUGAAUGAACGUCCCGUUUCGGGGAUGGAUAGAUCUCUAUGCCACGUCGCCCUGCCCCCCGCGCGAAUAAAGGAAAUUGCUUCAAAGGGGAACUCCAGCUCCAUCUAUCACGAGUUACCCCCAGGUAAUAAGAAAAAAAAAUAAUUAGGCGAAGCAGUAAUCAAAGAAGCGAUUCGCGAGCAUCGCUAUAUCUCGUUGAAGUCCGUCCUCCACUUCCAGGGGUUUCAAAUUACUCGAAACUCCCGGGGAACAAGAGCCCCUAAAACGACCACUCUCCUUCGUUUCCUUCACAAUGAGCAGCCCAAUUUGCGUCGGCGGUACGCGCCGUCAAGUCCCCGUAGUCGAGUCAGCGGAGUUGGCGGAGUGACGAAGACGCGCGGAUCAUCCCCGUAGCGCUGUGGGCCGCCCGUGACGCAACCAGGCGCUCUCUCUCUCCCCCAGCGCCGCUGCGCCACGCCGCGGGCAGGUUGGUCGGCCGCACCGAAAGUCGUUCGCUUUGAAACCAGUCGCGCCGACGCAGCAGCAGGACUUCGACGAGCAUGGGAUCGACCCAACGGUUUCCCAGCUGGCGACGCUAGUUGUGUUCAGCACGCCCAGAGGAACGCCCUCAGCCGCAGCGGGUGCCGUCCGCCUUCGGGACCUCUGGCUUCUCGAGUCCGUCCCGGCGAUGGUGUGAGACGGCGACCAGUGUCCCGCGCGCAGCCAGCAUGAGGCAUCGUCCGGUCCGAGCGGCCGCAGCCCUGCUGUCCUGGCUCGCAGUGUGGAGCGUGGUCCGCGCACGGCCCGACGAGAUCAGGGACAGGCAGGUGUUCAACGUGUCCGGCAGUCCCUACGAGAUCAAGCGGGACAUCGUCGUCGUGGACGGCGGUGAGCUGGUCAUCGAGCCCGGCGUCGAGCUGCGCUUUGCCCCCGGGGUCGGCAUAUUCGUCAACGGUGCGCUCAAAGCCCAGGGCACGCAGUCGAGGAAGAUCAGCAUGACGGUUCUGCAGGAGACCGAGUCGCUCUGGGAGCCGUCGGGCAGCAGGGCUCGAGCGGGCCACUCCAUCACCCAGCAAAACAUCACCGUCCAGUGGCCGGCCGUCCGACUGACCGACGGAGACGUUCCCCUGCGCGGGAGGCUCCAGCUCUUGCACAGGGACAAGUGGUGGUCCGUCUGCACGAGGUCUAAAAACUGGACAGAGCACGACGUGCAUGUGGUCUGCCGGCAGUUGGGCUUUUCCGGCGGCCUGCUGCAAGGCUGGUUGCCAAGACACAACGACUCGCGCCAGUUCAUGUUUGCCAGCCCAGAGUGUACAGGACAAGAACAAAGACUAGACCAGUGCCCGGGAUGGACGCACAAACAAGUUGGCAGCGGCAUAUGCGACUUUCAGCUGGACAUUGAGAUUUCCUGCGAGCAAACACUUCAAGAACAAGCCAACCGACAUUGGCGGGGCCUACAAUUCGACCUCGCCAAGACUCUGCCGGAGAUGAUGUUCAACGGCCGAGUGAACACCCAAGUGUCUCAGUCCAUCCUCGAGCACGUGAAAAUGGAGUAUGCGGGCCGGCAGCGUGAUGGCAAUGCAACAGCUGCCAUACAAGUCUAUGGGAUGCCUCCUGUGAUGCGCUACCUCGAGGUGCGAUGGUCAGCCUACCACGGCCUCAAUGUCACCAUGCCCAAUGAACCCUUUGAGAUACAUCAGAGCACCUUCAAGGAGAACAGGGGAUAUGGUAUCUUUGUCAACUCAAGUAAGGGUCAAAUCCACCUGUCAGGAGUCACAGUCAUGAACAACGGUGCAGAAGGCAUUGUCUAUGCACAGCAUGAGAUCAAGCUUGGCAGCAACAUGCUUCUUUGCGACUCCUCUCAAAGUUCCGACGUCCGCUACCCUCAAGUCUUUGUCUAUGACAAGCGAAAUUCAAAGACAAAUUGCCUCAGGGUGCUGAAAGCCCCCAGGCCAGACUUGACAGUCACUGUUCACUUCAAAAACAUGAUGAGGUAUGAUGGGCCAAACAGACUGAAAGGGGGCACAGUGACAGUUUGGAAUGGAGAAAUCAGAGAGGAGCAGUAUCUCCUGGCAAAAUUCGACAUCGACAACUCUACACGGCCACAAAGUGUCAGUUCCAGCCAAGGAGCGAGCCUUACCGUUGAUUUCCAGCCUCUUGUAAUUCCAUACCCCUACACCACAGUUGCUCCAGAGAUGUCUUUCGUCAUGGAGGCAGUACUGACUGUUGGAAAGGCAUACGACCUCAACAUGACCGACUGUAUUGUGAGCGGCAACAAUGGUAGAGGAGUCUGGCUGCGUGAUGCGAUUGCAGGCAUUAGCAUUCUGGACACAACUAUUCUCCACAACUCACACGUUGCUGGUGUGCAUGUAGACGGUGGUGUUGGGGAUGUCCUCAUCAAUGUUAGCGAUAUAAGCAUGAACCAAGGCGACGGAAUCAAUGUCACAUAUGCAGGAGGAUACAAGCACAUUGAGAGGACACAAAUUAAUCGCAACUCAAGGAGGGGAAUAGCAUUUUGGUUCAAUGAGACAUCCACCCGGAUCCCGUUCAACUUCACAACACACAUUGUCAAAUCGGUGGUUUCGUUGAAUGGUGAUGUGGGUGUCCUCUUCGGGAAUGUGUGCAGAGCUGAUGCAUUCUGGAAUGUCAGUUUGAAUAGAUUUGAGAACAAUGGUGAUGCGGCUAUUUUGUAUCAGUCCUGCUGGAACAAAAGUAAAGCCAACUCUAGAUCAUUGGACACAUUACUGAUUUCAAACAAUUACUUUGAAUGUCCAGAAGGAGAUGGAGGCUGCAACAAGCUGGCAAUUUCCAUGAAACCAGCACUAAAUGUGAGAGCUUCAAUUAUGCACAACAGUUUCAAGAACCACAAGUCUGGGGUAAUCUGGAUUGAAAACAAGGAUUGUGAGGAGUUCCUGGAGUCUUAUUCAGAGAGGGUAGCUGAAGUUGAGGUUGCAGAGAAUAAUUUUGUGGGCAACAGUGGUAUAUUCGUGGCAAGGAUUGGUGUAGUCCAGGGCAGCAAGGUUCAGAGCUUGAGAUUCCACCACAACAAAUUGGAGGAAAAUGUGAUCCAACAACCAUUUGCACACUUGAAGCCUCGGUCGAAGGUUGCAGCCGUGGUGGUUGUGACAUCUAACAAUACUGUUGUGACGAGAAACUUAUUCAGGAACCCUAAUUCACAGUAUGAGCUCGGGUCACAGCUAGAAGAUCACAACAGCAUCAUUGAUGCUUCUCUCAACUAUUGGGGACUGGACUACGGAGAGGAUGAUGUGUCCCUCAAAAUCUACAACAGAAUCUUUGAUCGUAAGGAUCGCUACAAUCUAGCCCCUGUUCAGUUUUUGCAAUACUUGUUGACGGGUUCAGACUUAGAUGCAAAAGAACAGAUAUCGUUUAAUUUCGAACGAGACAAGAUCAUGCGAUUCCGGCAAGUUGGAAGCUUUGAAAUAGGAGGUGAGGUGUUUGGUGAGGUCAACCUAGAGUCAGGGGAGUACACCGUGAAAAAGGACAUCUUUGUCAGACCUGGAUCGAGGCUCCUCAUCAAACCGGGAACUACACUUCGCUUUGAACAGUCGAUCGGGAUGAUGGUGCAAGGAAGGCUUGAAAGUGAUGGAACUGAGGGCCAAAUUACAUACACCUCUGGCGUGAUGAUGCCUGCCAUGUCUGACAUAGUUGACAUGGCUGAUGCAGAGGAUGUAGAACCACUAGGGUUUGGAAAGUUGAAGCUGUCUGCUGGCAAUGAGGGCACGAUACAAGUGACAGACAAUGGCACGACGGGUGGAGUAUGCACAUACGGUUUCUCGGUGGAAGAUGCGGCACUCGUGUGCCAGCAACUUGGAAUGGUGCUGAGUCCUCAAGACUGGCUGAUGGAAGCAGCAUCCCAGGCGUCGAGUGGUGGGACUGGUCGCGUGCUUUUCAGCAAUGUGCGCUGCAAUGAACUCGACACAGAUUUUCUCAAAUGCAAGCACGAAGUCCUAGGGGAAGAUUUCGAAGACUCCUGUGCCUCAGAAGUUGGAAUCCGUUGUGUUUCACCAUCAUGGUCGGGGAUCCGUUUGGGCGUUCAUGCGGAGAGCAGCAUCCUCAAGAACAGCUUGAUUGAAAAAGCCGGACAGCUGGACUUUGCUACACAUGCGUUCAAGCCUGCCCUGCAGGUUGACUUCAACAACCACAUCUUGGAAAAACUGAUUGUCCGAGACAACAUAGACACUGGGAUUGGCCUGAUGUGGAAUGACAUCUUCAAGGAUAUCCGAAACCCAUCGCUCAAGUUUUCUCGAAUCCAGAACAAUCGUAACCAUGGUAUUUUGACUAGAUCACAAGGUGUGGACAUCAUAGACAAUUCCAUCUCGAAAAAUGGCGGGGGUGGCAUAUGGUAUGAUCCUGUCUUCACAAAGAGCGAGCACCGCGACGCAAUACGAUGGGUUGGUGACAAGGUUACAACACUUUCGGGCACGCUAAGACUGAAUCCGGAGGAGAGGCGGUAUAUUCGGAUUGAAAGCACCACUCCAAAUGUCAUGGAAGAAUUCCAAGUGAAUUGUGAAGAGAAGCGCACCAUUGGAAUCAUGGUGGUCGAUCCUUUCAGGGACGACUCGACUGAGGUUUUGCUCAUGCGGCGAGGUCCAAACUUUUUGGAAGAAUCCGCUCCUCUCUGGGAUGUCAGGCAGAACUUAACAUCUUUUCCACUCAGAGAAACUGGAUUCAUUGUGACCCUAAGGUACCAAAGUGGACCAAUGCCAAAAGGAGGCAUCCUGCUCAUGAUGUCAGCUGUUCAACCUCUUGGUAUACGUCGAAAGAAGUGUGAUCCGUAUAUCUGCAAGAACCAAGGCCAAGGACAGUGGCUGGAGUACAAACCUAAUCUGCACAUUGAAAGAAACGUGAUAACAGAGUGCAAAUGGGGCUUUGGAAGCAACCACUACAACAGGGACAUUGGUCCCGACCAAAGCGCUUACUACCACCGCUACAGCAACGAGACCAUUGUCCUCCUUGAGAACAGGAUUGCAUCGUCUAUACAAAGUGCUGUCUUUGUGUCAUCGCCCCUCUGGGACCCUCUGACCUCUUCAUUGGCUGAGAUUGUCUACAAUCUUACUGGAAACGUAAUAGAAAACAACGGUGGUGGAAUCCGCCAUUACAGCCGGGACCUGCGCAGCUCCAACAACCUUUUCCACUGGAUUGUGAACACCACCAAGUUUACUAACAACAGGGGUGGUUUGGACCUGAGGCUGCCAUAUGUCUGGAACUACAAUGAAAACUACACGCACAGUGUUGUGAUUUCCAACGGUACGUUCCGAGGCAACCAGAACUUUGGAGCACGCAUCGACGGCCAUUUUGCCCGCUUCAAUGCAACCGGAAAUCGCUUUGAGAACAAUGACUGCCAGUCAGGAGGUGGAGUGUUCACGGUAGCUGGUAUGGAAAAGGAAAUGCUCAUCCAGGAUAACUUCUUUCUCAACAACCGAGGAAAGUACGUCGUAGAGUUUCACCUGGAGAGUCACUCUGAACGUUUCAGCAUUGUCGAUGCCAACUUCCAUCGUAACAUCCUUGAAUACAAUCGUCCCGAAGAAGGCCCAGAAGCCAGAUUAGACCACUACGAGCCAAGCAGCUAUGCUCUUAGCAUUCGAGGAGUGCAGCGAAUCAACGUCACACAGAACAUCCUCGUCAACCCGCAUCUUCAGUACGAAUUUCUGGCAGGCGUGGUCACAAGUUCUCUCAACAACGCCGUCAAUGUUGCCUUCAACUGGUGGGGAUCCUUGAAUGCUUCCGACAUCAAGGCUCGGAUCUUCGACUUCGAUGACUGGAAUGGCUAUGCAGCAGCCGAUUUCUCGCCGUACCUCGCACGAGCCGAGGUUGGGGGCCCUCUCUUGACGUAUGACGGAUCGGACGAGUGGGGUUCCAGAAUAGAUAUGUCCAAACCUUUCGGUGGACGGGUCUUCAGAUCCCUGACACUGUAUGGACGCAGCGCACCAUACAUCAUCAAGAGUGACCUCACCAUCCUCCCAAAUGCAACUAUGACCAUUCUGGAAGGAGCAGAACUCCAGUUCUAUCCCAGUGUUGGCAUUCUUGUCCUUGGUGACCUCGUGGCACUGGGAAGAUCUUGGGCCCCCAUCAGAAUGGGCCCGGUCAAAAAGCUUUAUGCCAACACCCGUUCGAGAAGGGCUUCAGUAAAACAACAGGUGCGACUCUGCGUUGGCCAAGCUUGCAAUCAAAACAGGAGAGAUGGAUUCCUCGAGUUCUAUAAUGAAACAACUUUGCAGUGGGUUCCCGUUUGUGACCAACGGUUUACGGAGCGCAAUGCCGAGGUUGUUUGCCGUGAGCUUGGCUUUGGAACCCUCGAUGUUUGGCUCGACCGAGGUUUCAGACACGAGCUUGGGCCCAGCGAGCUGUCCACCGUUCAGUCUUGGCCACAUCCACUAGAGUGCACUGGCCAUGAAACAGCUCUAGCACGCUGCGAGUUCAGGUUGAAUGGCUACGGUCAUCAUAGCUAUGCCUGUGCACCCUUUGACAAGAACUUUGUCUACAUUCAUUGUGGUGAGGAGCUCUCAGUCGAAGAAGAUUUCUGGGGUGGAAUCCGGUUUUCGGUGCCAGAGCACAAGCCUCGAACAAACAUUGGAAGCGCUCAUUCUAGCAGUCGCUUUUACUCCCCUCCAACUUCUUCGCUUUCUGAGGUGCAUAUUCGAAAGGCAGGAAUACUCCACAAUGAGAAAGGUCCUGCCAUCCAAGUUGUACUCAGAGACGUUGCUCUUGAUCACCUCAACAUUACAGAGUGUGCGUCAAAUGGCAUCGACAUCAUAGCAUCUCCAGGAUACCAGUACAUACAUGCUGUCAACAUUACCCACAAUCGGGGAACAGGAGUCAACUUCCUCACACUCAACGGACAAACCUCAACUGCAGACAGGCUCAAUUAUGCACCACUGGGACCGGUAGAUCUGCCAUACAAUGUGUUUGGCUUAGUUGACAUCUGCGACAACAACAAGGAGUUUCCAGUGGAUGGCCGAGUGCUGCUGUACUACAAGUAUGACAACCGUCCAGUGGAAUGUGUCAAAAUCUUCACCAGCAAGUCUCGGCUUCUUCAAAAGAUUGGCUUUAGGAUGCUGCAGUUCAACCUGUUCAACUCAACAGAGUUCUCGCCUCAACCAGAUAGCAUAAGCAUCUUUGACGGAGACAUCUUCAAUAUCACAGUCCGCAGAAUUGGACACAUUACAGUGGGAGACCAACUGAAAGAAAACGUCUCCCAGAUAACCUUCUACAGAUCACGUGAAACCACGCUCAGCGUCAAGCUGCAUGCAACUGGAGCUAGUGGGAUGAAUGGAUUCAUCGCAGAGGUGGUUGCCAUCCCACUACAAACAAUCACAGCUCGAGACAGCAAACACAACAUCACUGCAUCUUACUUUCUCAAGAACAGAAGAGGAGCAGUGACAUAUCGCAGCGCUGGUGAAAUAACUCCCAUAUUGACGCUGCAUAGCAACCGCUUCGAACAAAAUGGUGAUGCUCUGUUUGGGAACUUCAGCUCUUCAGAAGCUGCGGUGUUCUUUGACAUCCAGAACUCCAUGGAAAUGCAUGUGCUGAGGAACCUGUUCCUUCGCAACCAGGGAGGUGUACGGAUAUUUGUCGGUUCCACCAACUAUGUGUCUGCACUGAAGGGCUACCUGCACAACAAUCUCUUCACCGAGAACACCAACAGAGAAAGCCUGUAUGUUCGCAGUGGAGAGAGUGGAAUUUACCAAUACCUGCAUGUGCACCGCAACUACUUUGCAAGAGAUGAUGCUGCGUUCAGGGACAACCUCGUGUUUGAGAAAGUGAACUUCAACUUCAGUGAAAAUAUGGUUGUCGAGUGCAAGGGCUUCCGGCAAAUGAGUGUUCUGGGCUUUGAACGAACACAGUCUACAGGCCAGUUGGUGUACCGUAACUGGAUCUGGGAUAACGAUGCAACACAGCCAUACCUCAAGGCAACUCUGCUGGCUGCAAGCUCGGGACAGAGGUUCAACGACAACUACUUUCUCAACAGGUUCAACUACUUCGAAAUGAUUACAGCAAACAACACAGAGCAAGAAAACAACAGCUAUGUGGAAGCCGAAAAGAACUGGUGGGGAUUCAAAGAAACUUCGGCCGUUGUGGGAAGAAUCUACGACAGGAGUGACCAACCAGAGUUGCUCGAAGUUCGGUUCCAACCCCACCUUGCACACAAUGACACCGUUAUCAGUGGAAACUGCAUGGGAGGAUGGGAAAUGAUUGAAGAUACAUGCUUUCUAUACAUCCCAGGCCCAAUGACUCACGAUGAAGCCAAAAGGUUCUGCCAGCUGGAUGCCUCGUCUAUGCCCUACCUGAAGCAGAAGCUGUCAAAGCUGAUGCAAUACAUCAGCACUUGGCAGGAGGACUUCGACUGGUCAUACGAGAGGAUCUGGGUGCAAUCUCUGGACAUCCCGUUGGACCAGUGUGCCGUCCUCUACCGUGGAAGCGUGUGGGCACACGACUGCAAUGAUCGGCUACCAUUUCUCUGCGAGAGAGCGCAAGAGAUAGUCGUGCGGAGCGACUACUGGUACCAGGAGCCAGUGUCCAUUACCGCCAUGUCGCUGGUGGGAGUGCUGCUCAUCUGCGUCCUCAUCUGCCUGGGCUUCUGGUGGUGCAAGUCCCAGGAGCGGCACAAGCAGCACCUGCAGCGCCAAAACUCCAUUCGGGCAUCCAUCCGCUCUGCCUCGAACCGCUCCCUCGACCACGAGGCACUGUUCGCGGACCUUGGCUACAAGCGCCGCAUCGAGCGUGCAAUCCGUGAGGCUGGCUCCCAGCCCCACUUGGACGACGUCCACCCCACUAAGCACAACGGAAGCACAGACUCCGUGUCCAAGCAGUACACCUACGACCUCGAGGAUAGCCGGAGCUAUGACGACACGCUUCAAGAGGUGCGCAACCCGGUGCUCGAUUACAGCAGCGAGAUUGAAGAGAAGUUCCCCAUGCCUGCACCCGCAGAAAUUAAGAUUGCAGUGAACCCCCAGCAGCCAACUUUUGACCUGACCUACGAAAACCGCGGGUACACCGACCGCUCUGUUGGCGGCUACGACGACUCGCUCGAUGCGUCGCGGGACUGGAGCUCGGGAACCGAUUCGACUCUCGACAUGAAGCGGUCGCUGGAGACGCCGCGGGCUGCUGCAAUGGACCCUACAGACAACACAUUCCGUGGCCUUGACCCAUAUCCACAGCCACAACCAGACUCUUACAGCAACAAUGGGAACUACUACAGGCGACAGCCUCUGGAGACAGCUAUGUAGUCACCGCAGUGAUAGCUAAGGCAUCCUAAGAACCUUCCUUCGAGUGUAUGUCGAGACUCUCGCAAGAGGCACAUUCGUCAGGCUCUCCAGGAACAUUUGGAGAUGUGGCGUUGCUGUGACGAAGCAUGCCCAGGUCACAAAGACCUUCACUGUUCGGUGACCCCACCCCCGGUGAAACUUGGACAGCGAGGCUCUGAUGGUAGUCCCAUAGAAAUGGCAACUCGUGUUGCUGCUGGUUCAGUGACAACAGCUUAGCAUGCAACAAUCAUUGCAGCGCUGACUGAUCUCAAAACACAACAGAGGCCAUACUCCGAUAGGAGAGCAUGUUUUGAAAGAGUGUGUGAUUAUUUUGUGCAUCCAAUGCAUAGUUCUACAAUUUUCACUGCCCUGUUAUGAAAGGAAUUCUGUUGCCCUGUCUUGUCACAAUGUGUGAGCAUUGCAGAAAGAAAGCUUUAUUCGUGCAGGGCAAAAUUAUUUUUAAUUUUCGUAGCCAACAGCGUAGGAACAAAAGGUUGGACAUUUAGGUAUGCUGGUGUGCAUCGUAAGAAUCAAAGUGGUAUUUAAAGUGCUGGUACAUUCCUACUA
Ixodes scapularis (black-legged tick) is the source of this 10231-nucleotide messenger RNA. It is a transcript of the gene bark, whose product is annotated as protein bark beetle. Gene Ontology annotation, cellular component: membrane. The transcript has 16 exons. The record is from RefSeq and is a predicted model, not a curated record. NCBI's taxonomy places the organism in Eukaryota, Metazoa, Arthropoda, Arachnida, Ixodida, Ixodidae. Bases 1127 to 9646 code for a protein of 2839 amino acids.